Messenger RNA from Strongyloides ratti, 1191 nucleotides. RefSeq names its product Glycoprotein-N-acetylgalactosamine 3-beta-galactosyltransferase 1. Gene Ontology annotation, cellular component: membrane. Lineage: Eukaryota; Metazoa; Nematoda; Chromadorea; Rhabditida; Strongyloididae. Bases 1 to 1191 code for a protein of 396 amino acids. The transcript is spliced from 2 exons. The record is from RefSeq and is a predicted model, not a curated record. Gene Ontology annotation, molecular function: N-acetylgalactosaminide beta-1,3-galactosyltransferase activity.
AUGUCAGUAAAUAGAAAAUAUCGCCCAAUUGUUAUAUUUAUUUGUGGAACAUUACUUGGAACUUUAAUAACCAUUUUUAUCACAUUUAAUCUUUCAUAUAACAAUAAUAUAAAUCUUUCACCAAACAAAAGACAUAUUUCUAAUUAUGAUCCUUCAUAUGAUAAUCAUGAAGAUAUGGUUAGUGAUAAAUAUGCACCAGAUGUUGCUUUACAUUUUCAUACUAAUGACACAAUUCAAGCACAUGGAACUUUAAAAAUUGUUGAAAAAAUUAGUGAACGUAUAAAAAUUUUUUGUUAUAUUUUAACGGGAAAAAAUAAUCAUAAAAAAAAAGCUAUUCAUGUUAAAGCAACAUGGGCAAAAAGAUGUAAUAAAUAUAUUUUUAUGUCAUCAGAAGAAGAUUCAUUUUUACCAUCAAUUAAUUUAAAUAUUAGUGAAGGUAGAGAUCAUUUAUGGGGUAAAACAAAAGCAGCAUUUAAAUAUAUUUAUGAUCAUUAUUACAAUGAUUAUGAUUGGUUUUUGAAAGCUGAUGAUGAUACAUAUGUUAUUAUGGAAAAUUUACGUUUCAUGUUAAUGGCACAUCAACCAUCUGAACCAAUUUAUUUUGGAUGUAAAUUUAAACCAUACACAAAACAAGGAUAUAUGUCUGGUGGUGCUGGUUAUAUUUUAAGUAAAAAAGCUGUAGAAAAAUUUGUAACUGAAGCUUUACCAGAUUCAAAAAAAUGUAAAAGUACUGAAGAUGGUCCAGAAGAUGUAGAAAUAGGUAAAUGUCUAGAAAAUGUAGGGGUUGUAACAGGUGAUUCAAGAGAUGGAGGAGGUCAACAUAGAUUUUUACCCUUUGAUCCAUCAUCUCAUGUUUUUCUUGGUAAUAAAAAUCCUAAAGAUUGGAUUUGGAAAUAUACUUAUUAUCCAUUGGAUCAAGGACCAACAUGUUGUAGUGAUUAUGCCAUUUCUUUCCAUUACAUUGAUGCUAGAGGAAUGUAUGCACUUGAUUAUUUAAUAUAUCAUUUAAAACCAUUUGGUCAUAUAUCUGGAUUUGUAGAAAAAUUUAUACUUUCUGGACAAAAUAAAUCAAAAGAACAAAUUGAAGAUGAAAUUAUUGAAAAUGCAUUUAUUGUAGCAAAGUUAAAUGCGGGAAAAAAUGAUUCAUUUUUGGGUAUAUCAAAUAAUGAAAAUUCAACAAAUAAUGUGUAA